UACACUUGGUUACCUGCACCUAUCGUCACAGAUGCGGUAGAGAUUUUUGUUUAAUCCAAUUCCGAAUUCCAAUAUUCCAUACGCAUCUGUUUGUCAAAAUAAAAAAAAAAUAAAAAACUCAAUCAAACGUUUUAUAUAAGAAACCCACUUGGGUUUCAAGAAUCAUCAAUAGCCCUGCGAAUUUCAUGGAAGAACACUAAUUCAUUUUCUUUUUGUGUGUUGGGUUCUUUGUAUAAAUUAAAAUAUCUCCACCACUUAACCCCAUUCUGCUUCACACCGAUAUACGCAACCCUUUAUUUGCGUAUAAUUGGUGUGAAGACUGAAUUCUGCCAUUGAAUUGAAUUAAGUGGGGGGGGGGCUCUGGCUUUGGAAACCGUUUUGCUCAUUCAAAGAGAAAAAGAAAAAGAGUUUGUAAUGGACGAUGAACAUAAUAACGGUGUUUAUGGGCAAAGCCCUUCUUAUCGUAAGGAGAAAACAGAGGAUCAGCACUCUGUUGUUAUUCCUGAUACUGCCCAUCAAGUCAGCAACGACUCAUGGUUUCAGGUAGGAGUUGUUCUGAGCAUGGGUGUCAACAGCGCGUAUGCACUAGGAUAUUCUGGCACAAUCAUGGUUCCUCUAGGUUGGAUUGGCGGUGUAGUUGGUUUAGUUUUGUCCACAAUUGUCUCUUUGUAUGCAAGUUCUCUUAUGGCUAAGCUCCAUGAAGUUGGAGGGAAGAGGCAUAUCAGAUAUAGAGACCUCGCCGGAUUCUUGUAUGGUCGGACUGCUUAUAUGCUUAUAUGGGCAUUACAAUAUGCGAAUCUCUUCUUGAUAAAUAUUGGAUAUGUCAUCAUGAGCGGUUCAGCCUUAAAGGCUUUCUAUAUUAUCUUUAGGGAUGACCAUCAGAUAAAGCUGCCACACUUUAUAGCAAUAGCUGGAUUAGCAUGCAUCCUCUUUGCCAUUGCAACACCACAUUUAUCAGCACUGAGGGUUUGGCUCGGGUUUUCAACACUGUUUAUGAUACUGUAUCUCAGCAUAGCAUUUGUGUUGUCCGUUAAAGAUGGUGUAAAGGCUUCUCCUAGGGACUAUAGCAUUCCAGGAUCAGGAGCCAACACAAUUUGGGCAAUUAUUGGUGCGACUGGAAACCUUUUCUUUGCAUUUAACACUGGAAUGAUCCCAGAGAUACAGGCUACAAUCAGACAACCUGUCGUUCGAAAUAUGGUGAAAGCUCUUAACUUUCAGUUUACAGUGGGAGUUGUUCCCAUGCAUGCUGUUACUUACAUUGGGUAUUGGGCAUAUGGAUCUGGCGUUUCAUCCUACUUGCUCAACAAUGUCCAUGGUCCAGAUUGGUUAUUGGGAGUUGCUCACUUGUCUGCCUUCUUCCAAGCUAUCAUUACCUUGCAUAUAUUUGCAAGUCCAACAUAUGAGUUUCUAGAUACUAAAUAUGGAAUCAAAGGAAGCGCCUUGGCUCCGCGCAAUCUUGCAUUCAGACUGUUUGUCAGGGGUGGUUACCUUAUCAUGACCACUUUCCUAUCAGCUUUGCUACCUUUCCUGGGGAACUUCAUGAGCCUUACUGGUGCUAUCAGCACAAUUCCGCUCACGUUCAUACUCCCAAACCAUAUGUACCUUGUCGCGAAGAAAAACAAGCUAUCAAGCUUACAGAAGAGUUGGCAUUGGCUAAAUAUUCUGGUCUUUGGUUGCAUGUCAGCUGCUGCAUUUGUAGCUGCCUUGAAGCUUACCAUACUACAGACUCAAACUUACCAUGUCUUUGCUGAUUUAUAGUUUUUCUUUGCUGUUUGGGUGAAUUGGAAGUUGUUCCAAGGUCUAAAUUUCUUUGUUAGCGAGUAUUAUUUGGCAUUAAUAGAAAAUGCAAUUUCGGUUGCAUUGACGAUGAUCUGUCAAGCUAGCUCAAAAUUCGAAGAUAUUAGCGACCAGGUUUUGCUAAUUGAUGCUGCUCAGGCAGUUAUAUCCAUUUGUUGUUAGGUUGUAAGAGCCUGGCUCGCUAGUGAUAUUGUUCGGUUUUGGCGUAGCCAGUACAUUUUAUAAUGGAGCUUUUGCGUCUUUCCGAUUUUGGGGUCA
This is a messenger RNA of Nicotiana attenuata, 2055 nucleotides long. RefSeq names its product proline transporter 2-like. The transcript is spliced from 7 exons. NCBI's taxonomy places the organism in Eukaryota, Viridiplantae, Streptophyta, Magnoliopsida, Solanales, Solanaceae. Gene Ontology annotation, cellular component: plasma membrane. The coding region runs from base 415 to 1758 and encodes 447 amino acids. The record is from RefSeq and is a predicted model, not a curated record.